AAUGGACCGAUUUCCCCGCUGUUCCUGAUCCCAGCCCAGCCCAGCCCGGGAUGAGAAAUUGCAAAAUGGCCCGGGUCGCCAGUGUGCUGGGGCUGGUCAUGCUCAGUGUUGCCCUGCUGAUUUUAUCGCUCAUCAGCUACGUAUCCCUGAAAAAGGAGAACAUCUUCACCACUUCCAAGUACGCCAGCCCGGGGGCGCCCCGAAUGUACAUGCUCCACGCGGGAUUCCGGUCACAAUUUGCGCUGAAGUUUCUAAAUCCGUCAUUUGUGCCCAUUACGAAUUCUCUGGCCCACGAUCUUCAAGACAAACCUUCUAAGUGGACAUUUAAUCGGACAGCGUUUUUACAUCAAAGGCAAGAAAUUCUUCAGCAUGUCGAUGUAAUAAAAAAUUUUUCUUUGACCAAGAAUAGUGUUCGGAUCGGACAACUGAUGCACUAUGAUUAUUCCAACCAUAAAUAUGUUUUCUCUAUUAGCAAUAACUUCCGAUCACUGCUUCCAGAUGUGUCACCCAUUGUGAAUAAGCAUUAUAAUGUCUGUGCUGUGGUUGGAAAUAGUGGGAUCCUGACAGGGAGCCGGUGUGGACAAGAAAUAGAUAAGUCAGAUUUUGUUUUCCGUUGCAAUUUCGCCCCUACGGAGGCUUUCCAAAGAGAUGUUGGAAGGAAAACCAACCUUACCACCUUCAACCCCAGCAUCCUGGAAAAAUAUUACAACAAUCUUUUGACCAUUCAGGACCGUAACAACUUUUUCCUCAGUUUAAAAAAGCUCGAUGGGGCCAUUCUUUGGAUCCCUGCAUUUUUCUUCCACACUUCAGCAACUGUUACCAGGACAUUAGUUGACUUUUUUGUUGAACACAGAGGUCAGUUAAAAGUCCAAUUGGCUUGGCCUGGGAAUAUAAUGCAACAUGUCAACAGGUACUGGAAAAACAAACAUUUGUCGCCCAAACGGCUGAGCACAGGUAUUCUUAUGUACACCCUUGCAUCAGCAAUAUGUGAAGAGAUCCACUUGUAUGGAUUUUGGCCUUUUGGAUUUGACCCCAACACCAGGGAAGAUCUUCCAUACCAUUACUAUGACAAAAAAGGAACCAAAUUUACCACCAAGUGGCAGGAGUCCCACCAGCUGCCUGCUGAGUUUCAGCUGCUGUACCGAAUGCAUGGGGAAGGGCUCACCAAGCUGACUCUGUCACACUGUGCCUAAGAACUCCAAACAGAAAGUGCCAAAUGGUGGUUUAAAAAGUGCCCCAAAUCAAAUUGAAUAGUCAUCAGAAUAGAACCCUAGAGAAUUGCUUAUAAGGACUGUCUGCCAUUUAAAAGGAAAGAUGUCUCCUCUCCCUCUGUUGCACUGCUCUCUUAUGGGUCUUAGCAGGACAGAUGCAUUGAAGCCACAUGAUUAAAACUUGAAUGAUAAAUGGAAUGUUGCAUUUGGAACCAUGCUGCUAACAAAUGGUUUGACGUAUUUUCCUAUUUGUAUUUUAAUAAUAAACUGCCUCCCAUUUUUAUGAGGACUGGAGCUGGAGUUUCUGCAGCUUUGCUCAAGAUAUAGUGCUCAUACUGAGAGGCCUCUGGUCAACUUGGGCAGGAUUUCAUUUUUUCCUGUGUGGGAUCGGACUCUUCAAAAUGGAAACAUAAAAAAUUGUUAUGCAUAUCUCAUCUCUCCAUCUCUAUCCCCCUGUUUUCCUCUCUCCCUCUAUCUCUAUGUCUCUCCUUUUCCCCACUGCCAUGGAGUGUAAUAAUUUGCUAGGAAUCAUAGUGAAUUAGUUUUGCUUGCAUAUGUUGCAUCUGUAUUUGAUGUGUUCAAGGCUCUGGGUAACUUUGAUGUUUCAUGACAAACUGAGCAAAUCAUGAUGGAUCUCGUUAUGAUUACUUUGAUAAGAAAUGCCUCUUAUGAAGUUCUCACUAUCGAGACACUCUUUCUACAGCAGAGUGGUCCAUCCGUGGCAAGUGUCAUAUAAUGCAGUGCAUCUUUUACUAUUACAGAGAAAGCCUAUGUCUUGGGUGGCAUGGCCACUUGUCAUGAGUGCUAUUAUGGCAAAUCAUUCUGUUGCCACAUCUGCAAGGGCAUUCCAGCCUGGGUUUAGUGCCUCUCACAAUCCCAAUUCAAGCACUGGGCUGGGAAUACUCUCAAAAUACAGAAGCAAUGAGUCAACUUAAGAGUCUGGGACAUAGAGAAAGAAGAAUGCUUAGAAGUUUUCAUGGACCCCGUAUAUCUUAAAGUGUUGUAACCAUGUUGCCCAUUCAGAGCCUUUGAGAACCAGCCAGAUUUGAGCAAAGUAGAAGCUUCAAGGUUGGCCAGGCCCCCAUUUGAAUAGUGCUCAGGUGAGAUCAACUUCACUAUCAUUGUGUCCACCACCGCUGCUCUAGAACCAUUUUCUCUCUUCAAAACAAUUGUAGACACUGGAUAUUCCCCCUUCCCACUGAAAUCAGAUCUAUACAGCUACAGAUUUAGUAUUUCAAAAUGAAAAGCCAUUGUGCAGUGGCAAAAUCUGGUACUAAAUAACUCUUGUAAUUUGAGAUGUGCAGACUUGCCAUGAAGAAAUUAGUGGGCCAUUCUCUUUUUCAUUAUUUCAGCCUUAGAAGUAGAAAUCACAUCACUUCCACCCAUGGCUUUUCACUGGGCAGCAUUUUGUUCUUCCAAUUCAGCCCAAAGUCUGGCCAAGUUGAUGUUAAAUUUUAAUAAGAAUUUUUUUCUUCUUUCCAAAUGCCAGUCAAGCAUAUUUAUAAUACAUUUGGGUGGGGUAGCUUGUUCUUUUCCAGAAAUCUCAUUUAGAUUUCUUGCAAUGUUACAAAUACUGUUGAAAAGAAUUGCUGUAGUUCAGUAAUCGAUCAGCUCACUACCCCCGCCCCUUUGGGAAAGUAUAAUCAUGCCUAAAAUUAAACCAAAUACCAUAUGGAAAGACAUAGUCCUUAUGCUUAUGGUCUGCCUGGUUCUGAAUGGGAGCUGUCUUAUUCCAAUUUUUUUAAAAAAGCUAAUCAGGGAACCCUACAUAGACCCAGAUAUUAACUAAUGAAAGAAAAACCAUACAGGUUCAAAUAUGUUGCCAAUUGUGACAUCUUACAACACUGAUUGAUGGCAAUCAUCCAAAUAGAUGGGGAGAAAUAGGAAUAGAUAUUUCAAAAUGGAAAACACUAGAACAGAUUGAUAUUUGAAAUAAUUAUAAAUUUCUAAAUUUUAAAUUUCUAAAUUCAAUGGUAUAAUUUGAUGCCUAGCAAAACCAUGCUUGCUCCCUGUCACUCUAUAGAGGAUGCUACUACUGUUCUCAUGCUGGGCUCUGUCAGGAUCACUGCAAGAUUGAUAACUGACAAAAUGUUUAGUUGGCUCUUCCUAAGCACUUAGUUCACUAGUUUACAGCUAAGUGAUAUUAAUGCCAAUACUGCACAGGCCAGAUUUUGACUCGAGACUAGAGUUUUAAUCCCAAUGUGCCCAUUAAAAUUCACUAAAUACAAAUAUGUAGACACUUUGAACCAGACAAGUUAAAAAAGCAAAGAACCAGAAUCCCUAAAACCAGUUAAGUCAGUGGUUCUCAACCUUUUGGCCCUUUAAAUACAGUUCCUCAUGUUGUGACCCAACCAUAAAAUU
Molecule: messenger RNA, 3572 nt
Organism: Myotis myotis
Lineage: Eukaryota; Metazoa; Chordata; Mammalia; Chiroptera; Vespertilionidae
Gene: ST8SIA3
Product: ST8 alpha-N-acetyl-neuraminide alpha-2,8-sialyltransferase 3
Exons: 4
Coding region: 51-1193 (380 amino acids)
Biological process (GO): N-glycan processing; oligosaccharide metabolic process
Molecular function (GO): alpha-N-acetylneuraminate alpha-2,8-sialyltransferase activity
Source: RefSeq, a predicted model, not a curated record